Molecule: messenger RNA, 963 nt
Organism: Cucurbitaria berberidis CBS 394.84
Lineage: Eukaryota; Fungi; Ascomycota; Dothideomycetes; Pleosporales; Cucurbitariaceae
Exons: 2
Coding region: 1-963 (320 amino acids)
Source: RefSeq, a predicted model, not a curated record
AUGCCGUCACUCUUGACCAUACCGCGCGAGCUGCGCGACCAAAUAUGCACAUACGCCCUCUUCGCCCAAACCAACGAGCGCCAGGCGCUCAAUCAAACGUUCGAGCAGCUGAUAGAUAAUCGAAAAUCCAGCCCUGCAGUCUUGGAUUUGCUUCAAAUCAAUCACCAGCUGCGUGCCGAGACGAUCGAAAACAUAAAGCUCUUCGCAAAGCGUGCCACUUAUGACCUAGACAUCAUCUUGGUGGACGAAAUCCUGCUUCUGCCAACAUGGGUCCGCGUACCCUUCCUUACGAAUCGCCUCGAGGAAGUGAAUGCGACAUUCCGCAUUUCAGGUAGCUUCGAUCCAAAGAAGGAGAAGCCGCGUCGGAAGAAGGGGGAAGACGAUCCACCCUUGGGCCCUUAUGUGCGCUUCGGAUCCUACAAAGGCUUUCGAAUUGGCUCAGGCGCUGGGCCCGCAAUGGGGUGGCAGAUCUACGGCGUGCUUGAGCGUUUCAUCCGCGCUGGUCCAAUUGGCCAUUGCACUGAAAGAAACGAUCAUCGCCAUGUGGCUGUCAAAACUCUCAACAUCAACAUCGAAACACCCCCGGAUAUUGACGCAUCUCGCUUCCUCGAAGCCCCGCGAACUGUACAAUGGCGUCAUUAUAGCAAUCCCGUCGACGACGACGACGACAAAGAUGUGCUAGACCCCGACUACCUGGUCGACUUCAUCAGGGGUCGGUUGUAUGGCUUACUUAAUGGGUCAGAUCAUGAGUGGUUCUCGUAUGGGAAGAUACUGUACGAACAUGUAGAUGAGGUCGUCAUGAAGAAAGACGGAGUUCAAAUUAGGAGAUUUGAUGUGGCCAAGAUGCUGCGGAAUGUACAGGGGUUGGAAGAGAGAUAUGUGACAAAGAAGCAGUUAAGGAAGUACAAAGAGAUGGUAUGGCGGGUAAGAAAGGAGAGGGGAUUGAAGGUGCUUUCGAGCUGA